UUCGUAUUUCGCUCUUAACCAGGCGCAGUUGACUAAUUCUCACAAUGGCAGACCAUCAACCAACACUCAAUGAUCUCGCAGCUAGGGUCACCGAGCUUGCGAAGGAAUUUACCGACUACCUCCAGGAAAAUAAUGUCCCGCCGCCAACGUUUGCCGCAGAUAGCCCUACAAGCUAUAGCAAUCUAUCUCCAGAAAGCUUUCUGACACGUCAGAUGCUAUCGGAUACUCUUAUGGAUAUGUGGUACCUGGUUCAGGGACCGAGUGAGAGCAUCUUCAACUAUGUUCAUACUUGCAUGCCUGAUGCCGCAGCUCUCCAUCUCCUGAAUUAUUUCGACUUCUGGUCCAGUGUGCCGCUGGAUGGCUCUGGUUCAUAUGCAGAUAUCGCCAAACAUACUUCUCUUCCAGAAGAAGUUGUUCAACGUAUCUUAGCGCAUGCGACAACUCUCCGCAUCUUUGCAGAAACAGAGCCUGGAAAGUUGUCAUCUCGUAUUCAACAUACGUCGCGGUCCGCCGCUUUAGCUCGUUCUUCUGGGCUCAGGGCUCUUGUUUCCACAAUUCUGGAUGACGCGGGACCGCCCAUGAUGGUCAUGAACAAGGCUCUGCAGAAAUACACCUGUGGAAAACCUACCUUGACGAAAAAUAUGAAUGAGACGUCGUUUGCUUUGCUCCAUAGCGGUGGUCUGUUCGGAAAGUACGCCAACUGCUGGGAGUUCAUUGAAAACGAUGGCGAGGGAGAGAGAAAGGGAUGGCGUCAGAGGAACUUUGUUGAGUUCAUGCGCUACAUUAAAGAAAUUUUCCGCCUCGAGGAAGUCGUGUUGAAAUCUUAUGAUUGGAAAGGAGCAGGGAAGGCGACCGUAGUGGAUGUCGGUGGCUCAGGCGGCCACGAUGACGUGGUCCUCGCACAAAACUACCCUGAUCUCACCAUUACUGUGCAAGACUUGCCCCAGGUGAGACCUACGUUUGAGGCGAAUCUGCCCGCAGCCCUCAAAUCGCGUGUCUCCUUCAUGGAACACAACUUUUUCCAUCCGCAAGCCGUCCAGGCCGACAUCUACAUGAUCAAAAUGAUCCUUCACGACUGGCCCGAUCAAGAAUCAAUCCAAAUCCUACGGAGCUUAGUGCCCGCCAUGAAGCCUGGUGCUCGUGUCAUAUUUAUCGACUACGUCGGCAAGCGCGAGGAAAGAGAAGGCCCACCAUUGCCGCGUUCGAUUCAGCAAAUGGGUACCGCGACGGAUUUGCGGAUGAUGGCGUUGUUCAACGCCAAGGAACGCCCGGUUGAUGCAUGGAAGGGCAUUUUCCGUGCUGCGGAUGAGCGGUUUGAAAUUACUCGUGUUGAUGCUAACCCGCUCGCCUUCUUCGUGGUAAUUGAGGCAGUCUGGCGCGAGUGAUAUGAUGUGAUUAGCUUGUGCGGGGCAUCAGAGGCCAAAGUUUAUUUGUGUAUUUUGUAGAAAGUGGCGCCUGAACUGGGAUCAGGCAGAUGUAUCAUGAAACUUAUGACUGUGUAUGUGCAUAUAUG
Molecule: messenger RNA, 1513 nt
Organism: Coccidioides posadasii C735 delta SOWgp
Lineage: Eukaryota; Fungi; Ascomycota; Eurotiomycetes; Onygenales; Onygenaceae
Molecular function (GO): O-methyltransferase activity
Source: RefSeq, a predicted model, not a curated record